Lathyrus oleraceus (garden pea) is the source of this 2850-nucleotide messenger RNA. Its product is annotated as transcription factor bHLH145. The transcript is spliced from 4 exons. Bases 917 to 2059 code for a protein of 380 amino acids. The record is from RefSeq and is a predicted model, not a curated record. Lineage: Eukaryota; Viridiplantae; Streptophyta; Magnoliopsida; Fabales; Fabaceae.
ACAUAUGUCAAUACAUACAUUUCCCUAUAUAAUUCAACUCAUCUACUCUCUUCUUGUUUACAAACACUUUCCACUUUGACUGUACUCAAAUCACGCUUGCUCCCUCUCCUCAACUACCUCCUUUUCUCUCACUCACUCUCUCCUUCUCUCUCUUCUCUCUCUUCCCUUGAUUAUUGUAGGUAUUUUGUGGCUAAAAGGAGUAGUUGUGGUGGAUUAAUCUUUUGUGGAUAAGGAUAAAACAGCAUGCGGUGGUGGUUCAGUCUUUCUAUUGAUGUUUAUCGCAAAGUUAUUUCUUUGAAUCUCUAUUGCAAAGUUAUUCUCUAACUUGAAAAAUUUUCAACCCUUUAUUGUUGAAAACCCUUUCAAUUUUCUCAUAUUUUUAUACCUUAUAACUCACUUCAAUGGGAUCCAAUUUCUUUGUUGUUGUUCCUUGUUAUGUUCGCCAGAUCAGCUGAAAAUUUAGCUACACCACUUUGUUUUAACCCUUUUGUGUUGUGAGUUCUUUUCAAGAUCUGUUUGAACUGGUUAAGGGAGUGUUGGGAUUUUAGUGAAUCAAUUUGUUGUAUUUGGAACAUUUUGGUUAUUCUAUAUUUGAAGGGUUGGAAAGUAGUUAUGGUGUGCCAAGCAGCUGGUCAAACCAAAUUUAGGGCUUUGAAACAUGAAAAUGGAACGGCAGGGUGCGCAACCAUCAUAGUUAGAGUUAUAGCAUGCUUUCAACCUCUCAGAGAAUGCCAGGCUGAAUAUUUCCGUCAGUUACUCAAACCUGUAACGUAAUUGUUUAGUUUUCCUUUGCUCUUUUUGGGUUAAUCCGGUGGUUUUAGUUGUUUUAAUCAUUGUUGGUAUAAGAGAAACCAAUAGUAAAAGAUAGCUCUUGGUGUUUGAAUCAGUUUUUCUAAAAGGUGAUUGUUGUGGUUGAAUGGGAGAGAAUUGCGGAACCUGGACGCAUCAGGUGCAAUUUAAUCAAUCACCCAAUUUGAAUUCUUUCCGUGCUCCCUUUGAUAUGGGGAAGCAAAAUGCUGCUGCUGCGGGAAUAAACCCGUGUGUCAAUAUGAAUACGGUUUCAAGGAAUGAGGCAGUACCACCAGCUUAUGCAUCCUCUGCACUACCUUAUAUGCAGUCAGGACAUUUAAAUGAACCUCAUGGUUGGUUUUAUUGUUUGCCUCGCUUUCGACAGGGUUUUACGUGUCCUCCGAACCUCAUUUCCGAGGAUAAACUCCCUAAUGCUAGUCAUUUGAAGGGUUUUAAGGAGGAAACUACACAGAAUGGGGAAUUGGGCUUUCCUCAAAAACAGUUUCUUGUUAUUGAUCAAACCGGUGAUCAGACGACUCUCAUUUAUAGUUCGAGAUUCGGGAAGCCUGUUGAGUGCCUUGGUUCAUGGGAUUCCAAGUUUCAUGGUUGUAACAAUUUGAAUGCAAAUAAUGAACCUUCUUUAAGAAGAGACAUGAAUCAUGUCGUUGGAGUUGAACCAACUUUUGAUUAUAAAGUUGAUGAAAAUGAGAAUCAACGAACCGAGAUUGAAAGCGAGAUGCAUGAAGACACGGAGGAGAUCAAUGCAUUGCUUUAUUCUGACAGCGAGGGUUAUUCUACUGAGGAUGAUGAAGUUACCAGCACAGGUCAUUCACCCAGUACAAUGACCACUCAUGACAACCAGGAACCUUAUGGAAUUGGAGGAAUUGUCGAAGAAGUUGCUAGCUCCUCCCCUGGAAAAACAAAAAAACGUAAGCUAUUCGAUGUGGCUUAUGAUGAUGUGCAGUUUGCGGACACUGCAAAUUCUCUAAAACGAAACCGACCCAGCGACCUCAAUCAGAAUGACGGUGAUAACGACGAUGCAGAAUCAAGAUGCUCUGGUAGCAAUUAUGGUCAAGGGUCUGGCGAAAUGGGUUCUUUAGCAGACACUAAGAAGAUGAGAAAAGAAAAGAUUCAAAAUGUUCUAAGCAUUUUGCAGUGCAUAGUACCUAAUGGGAAGGAUAAGGAUCCAAUCCAGCUUCUGGAUGAUGCCAUACGCCGCUUGAAAUCUUUGAAACUCAAGGCUAGAGCUCUCGGUCUCAACGCCUUGUAAAUCGUUUCAAGAACAUCAAGCCAUCUACAUUACUACUUAUUACUUAUAUGUCAUGUCUUAGCAGAAUAAACAAGAUGUGUUCAUCUUUCACCAGAGGAAGUAUUCAGCAAAAGUUCCGAAGUGUGGCGUAUGAAAUCCGAUUAUCUGCCAGCCUGAAACUGUGAGUUCCACACAUAACCUUUUGAGAAUUUCCUCAGUUGUUAAUCUGGAACAUAAAAUUCAGCUGUUUUUUAAUGCAACUUGUGUGUUAUUACGUGUGAAGAAAAAGGGAAGUACUCACUAUUACUCAUCCAAUUAUGGCACAAUAAAGGAAAAAAAGAAUGAUCAAGUCCAUAUCUUAGGGGUUAGAGAAAGUAGCACUAACGCAAUAGCAUGGGAUAUGAGCUGUUUUGAAUGAGAAAACCUCAAAAAAACAAGAGUGCACGCCUCUUGGCUGUUAUGGGACCCAACUUCACUCCCUCUUUUUGUAUCCUUGUCAUGUUCAGUCCUUUUGUGGGUUUACUUUUUUCCCUCAUGUGUGCAAUUUAUUAUCACUACCUAAGGCUAUUAAGCACCACCACCACCCUUUUGUGAGAAGAAGACUGAUACAGACAACUUUGUGUUGAUGAUGAGGGGACCCUUUUCAUUCACUUCAUGGAUAGAGAAAUUGGUGCAGUUAUGUAAAAACUAAAAACACUGAUUUUUAUUUUACCUUGUAUGUUUUUUUGUUUAGUGUGUGUGUGUAUUGUAAUUGGUACUACUAUAGUACUUAUGAUAUCUUGGUUGAAUGUAAUUUAAUGUGGUUGGUGUUA